Messenger RNA from Aaosphaeria arxii CBS 175.79, 526 nucleotides. RefSeq lists its product as uncharacterized. The record is from RefSeq and is a predicted model, not a curated record. Lineage: Eukaryota; Fungi; Ascomycota; Dothideomycetes; Pleosporales. The transcript has 2 exons. The annotation marks the transcript as partial.
GUUGGGUGAACUUCUUCGCGCCCUCGAAUGCGGUUAGGUUGGAAAAGGAAAUUGGGAAUUUGGUUAUGGUAUUACGAAGUGAUACGAACGUGGAGAUUGGCUGAAUGCUCUUUCUUGUCGUCGUGUAGUCAACAUGAGCAUUCAGUAAUUGAUGGGAGGAUAUUGGUACGAUCUCUGUUGAUCACUCUGCACGCAGUCCUUCUUCGAGGCAUGCUGUCCUGUGAAAUCUAUGGCAUCAACGCAUCUCCCACCCCGACGACCCUCAGCGGGGCGCGCGCGUCUCGAUAUCGCAAAAAGAUCCCCUUUGCUCACACGUUACGACAAAUCCAUUACACACAAAUAAACCCCAGCGAUCGACACAAAAACACUUCUCCUACCAUUUCUGGAGAGAAACGGCAAAUGGAACUUCCCCGCGGCGAGAAUUAUCGUGAGAUUGACUGAUGGAGCGCGGUGUGGUGGCAGAUAAGGUACAUGACUCGGACGAUUGGAAAGAGUAUUUGUGUGAGGUUGUGAGAUAAGAGGGAGG